UUGAUUACUUUAUUUGAAAAUUUUACAUACUUUGCGUUCUUAACGUCAUACAUAAAAAGUUAUAAAACAGUUAAUUACUAUUCGUAUACAUAAAUAGUAGCUUGUAUAAAUGUUAUCGUGUUUUAUUGCAAUAAUCUCUUGUCAAUUCAGUUUUGUCGCGAUCACGUGGUUUUGUUUGGAUCUACUUCAUCGUCCAAUGGAACGUUCUAUAGUCCAGUAAUUUAUUAAAGUUUUGAGAGUGAGACUUGGUAAAACGUGGUAAUUAUAUUGGUGCUUCAACAAAAAUUGUUAUAAUAUGCCAAAAUUUAAACAUGACAUUGAACUUCCAAUAUCAAUUCCUGAGUUGCUAUUGGAUAAACAUGCAAAUUUUUUACUUUCUUAUGGCACUGAUAAGGAUGAAUAUAUAUAUUGUACAACGGAACACUUGAGAAUGUCUGGCAUGUAUUGGGGUUUAACAGCGCUAGACCUUAUGGGCAAACUUGAACAAACCAACCGGAAUGAAGUUCUUGAAUUUAUAGCCCAAUGUCAAACUGAAAGUGGUGGUAUAGCAGCUAGUUUGCAACAUGAUCCACAUCUUCUUCAUACCUUGAGCGCAGUACAGAUACUUUGUACCUAUGAUGCUCUUGAUGUUAUUGAUGUGGAGAAAGUUGUAAAAUACGUGAAGGAGAGACAACAGCCGGAUGGAAGUUUUACUGGUGAUAUCUGGGGUGAAGUUGAUACAAGAUUUUCUUUUUGUGCCGUAGCAACUUUAUCACUCCUGAACCGAUUGGAUGCGAUAGAUGUUAAUAAGGCUGUUGAAUUUGUAAUUAAGUGUAUGAAUUUUGAUGGUGGCUUUGGCUCAAAGCCAGGAGGCGAAAGUCAUGCUGGUAUGAUUUACUGCUGUGUGGGACUUUUGUCGAUAACUGAUUGCCUUAGUUUGGUAGAUGCAGAUCAAUUAAGUUGGUGGCUUUGUGAAAGACAGCUACCAUCUGGAGGUUUAAAUGGUAGACCAGAGAAAGCACCUGAUGUUUGUUAUUCCUGGUGGGUUCUUUCUGCGCUCACUAUUCUUGGGCGACUUCAUUGGGUUAACAAGGAACAGUUGGUAAAGUUUGUAUUAGCAUGUCAAGACACAGAAUCAGGAGGAUUUAGUGAUCGUCCAGGGGAUGUUGCCGAUCCUUUCCACACUCUCUUCGGAUUGACUGCACUUUCCCUAUUAAAUGCCGAUUAUCCUCUUAAAAGAAUCAAUCCGACAUAUUGCAUGCCAGAAUAUGUUAUUCAGAGGCUACAGCUCAAACCUUCAAGACUAGACCAAAGCGAUUAACAUUCGAUUGAAAAAGUUUAACUCUUUAUUAAAAUUAAGUUUUUAUGAAAUAAUGCAAGAAGAGAAAAUAUAACAUGAAUCUUUUGCAC
Messenger RNA from Hylaeus anthracinus, 1389 nucleotides. It is a transcript of the gene betaggt-II, whose product is annotated as geranylgeranyl transferase type-2 subunit beta. NCBI's taxonomy places the organism in Eukaryota, Metazoa, Arthropoda, Insecta, Hymenoptera, Colletidae. Gene Ontology annotation, biological process: protein geranylgeranylation. The transcript has 7 exons. Gene Ontology annotation, molecular function: Rab geranylgeranyltransferase activity. Gene Ontology annotation, cellular component: Rab-protein geranylgeranyltransferase complex. Bases 296 to 1300 code for a protein of 334 amino acids. The record is from RefSeq and is a predicted model, not a curated record.